Messenger RNA from Triticum dicoccoides, 1355 nucleotides. Its product is annotated as isoflavone reductase homolog. Bases 75 to 998 code for a protein of 307 amino acids. Gene Ontology annotation, molecular function: oxidoreductase activity. The transcript has 4 exons. NCBI's taxonomy places the organism in Eukaryota, Viridiplantae, Streptophyta, Magnoliopsida, Poales, Poaceae. The record is from RefSeq and is a predicted model, not a curated record.
UCAACGUUGAACUUUUGUACCCACAUAACCCGAAGGUCUGUACCAACCACCUCAUUCUGAUCUGUGCUUGAGGCAUGGAGAAGAGUAAGGUUCUUGUAGUUGGUGGCACAGGAUACAUCGGCAGGAGGAUUGUGCGGGCGAGCCUAGCCCAUGGCCACCGGACCUUUAUCCUGAUGCGGCCGGAGAUCGGCCUCGACAUCGAUAAGCUCCAGCUGCUGCUGUCGUUCAAAGCGCAUGGAGCGCUCCUCGUCGAGGCGUCGAUGGAGGACCACCGGAGCCUCGUCGCCGCCGUGAAGCAGGUGGACGUGGUGGUGUCGGCCAUCUCCGGGCGUCACUUCCUGCUGCAGCUCAAGCUAGUGGAGGCCAUCAAAGAAGCUGGAAAUAUCAAGCGUUUCCUACCAUCUGAAUUCGGCAUCGACCCAGCAAGGAUGGGGCACGCUCUAGAACCAGGAAGGAUCACAUUUGACGAGAAGAUGGAGAUAAGAAGGGCAAUAGAAGAAGCAAACAUUCCACACACCUAUGUUUCCGCUAACUGCUUUGCUGCUUUCUUUGUUCCUAACCUCUCUCAAAUGCGCACCCUUCUCCCGCCCAAGAAGAAAGUUCACGUGUAUGGAGAUGGCAAAGUCAAAGUGAUAUUCAUGGACGAAGAUGACGUCGCAACAUACACCAUCAAGUCCAUUGAUGAUCCUAGGGCCUUGAACAAGACAAUAUACCUAAGGCCGCCGGAAAACAUCCUUAGUCAAAAUGAGCUGAUUUCCAAAUGGGAAAAGCUCUCAGGAGAAGUCCUUGAGAGAAUUCCCAUCCCGUCUGAUGAAUUCUUGGCGUCAAUGGAAGGUACGGACAUUACAAAUCAGAUGGCGGUGGGGCACUUCCACCACAUUUUUUAUGAGGGUUGCUCAACAGACUUUGAUAUAGAGGAGGAUGGAGAGGAAGCUUCUCUACUCUACCCGGAGGUUCGCUGCACCAGGAUGGAGGACUACAUGAAACGUUAUUUGUAAUUAAGAAACUGCAUGAACCUUAACUGCCUUACUAGCACACCUUGCACACCACAUAUGUUACUCCCUCCAACCUAAAUAUACGACGUUUGGUAGGCUAACUAGCCUACUAGAACGUCAUAUAUUUAGGUACAGAGGGAGUAGAAAAGAAGUGUUUUUUUAAUUGUUUAGAUUGCUUGCCACAUGUGUCACGUGGUUAAAAAAAAGAAGUGGUUUUAUAUUCGUGAGGAAAAUAAGGGUUCACUACACCACAUAUGGAGGUGCAAAUAACUAUUUGUAAUUAAGAACACGUAUAAACCUUAAUUACCUUUAUCAGCGACGCAGCACACCACAUAUAUGUCAGAAAAAAAGUUUGUUUUA